Messenger RNA from Schizosaccharomyces octosporus yFS286, 645 nucleotides. RefSeq names its product ribosomal protein subunit L16. The transcript has a single exon. The coding region runs from base 1 to 645 and encodes 214 amino acids. Gene Ontology annotation, molecular function: rRNA binding; structural constituent of ribosome. Gene Ontology annotation, cellular component: mitochondrial large ribosomal subunit; ribosome. NCBI's taxonomy places the organism in Eukaryota, Fungi, Ascomycota, Schizosaccharomycetes, Schizosaccharomycetales, Schizosaccharomycetaceae. The record is from RefSeq and is a predicted model, not a curated record. Gene Ontology annotation, biological process: mitochondrial translation.
AUGUUGCAUCUUUGGAAGACUACAAACUUAUACAGUCGAACCACCUUUGGGGUUGCUUCCAAUCUCUUGCGAGAGAAGCCAAGUUCUUGGACUUUGGCACCGAUCGCUUUGAACCUCCGUUGGAGCCAUCAAUACGCGCCCCGUCGUGUCAAGUUUAAAAAGGCACAAAAAGGACGAGUCCACGUUCCCACAGGCGGAUCUACCAAGGGAACACAGCUGGAAUGGGGAGAAUAUGGUAUGCGACUCUGUGACCGAAGCAUCCGUUUUCGAGCCAAGCAGCUCGAAACCGCUGAACAGGUCAUCAAGAGAAUUUUAAAACCAAUUAAGAAUGCUAGUAUCUAUACGCGUUUCACCUGUAACAUCCCUGUCUGUGUGAAGGGUAAUGAAACACGUAUGGGAAAGGGAAAAGGUACUUUUGAAUAUUGGGCCGCGCGUAUCCCCAUUGGAAGAGUAGUAUUUGAAGUUGGUGGAGAAGGCUUGCGUGAAGAAUUAGCUCGACAUGCUCUUCGACAAGCUGCGUUCCAUCUUCCAGGAAAAUUCGAGUUAGUCACCAAAACCUCUCCUAAACGACUUGGCACUACAUUAAUUCAGGAGCAGGGACACAAGAUGUCCUCUUUGGAAACUGCAAAUCAAAAAGGAAUUUAA